GAACUACCCCUGCAACAAGACAUGGAUCAGGAGUCUGUGCCCUGGCAGCCACACAACGCUUGGAAAAGCUACGGGUCUGUUGCUGUGGAGAGACAAAUGGAAACAAUGAUUGGGAAUGAUAGGAGUGAGGAGAAUCGUGUGAAGAAGAAGAAGAAACAGAAGAAAGGACAAGCCUCUGUGCCUGAAAAUCCAACAGAGGUGAAAAAAGAAAAGAAGAAAAGCAAAACAGUUGAGACAGUGGUUAUAGAAGAUGAGUCGAGGGAUGGAGGUGAUGAAAAGAAAAAUAAGAAGAGGAAAAAUGUCAAUGAUUCUCUGAAUGAUGCCGGAGAUUCUGAUGCCAUGGAAACGGCAACGGAAGGAGUCAAGAAGAAGAAGAAGAAGAAGCAGCAGCAGGUAGAUGAUAUAAACAAUGUGGAAAACAAUAUUUUGUCUGUAAACACAGAAGUGACAGAAGAGCAAAGGAAAGGAAAGAAAAAGAAGAAAAAGAAAACCUCAGAGGAAGAAACGACUGUAGCUAUUGAUGAAGUGACUACAACGAAAAAGAAAGCUGUAGUGGGCGAGAAUGAACUGAAGUUAGAAACAGCAGCAGCCGGAGGGACUGAGGGUGAGGAUGUAACGGUCAAGAAGAAGAAGAAGAAGAAGAAGAAGAAGAACAAGGCCGAAAAUGAAGUCGAAACACCUGAGAUCAAAGGGAGCAAGGCAGAAACAGACAGUAUAAUGGACGAGAGUGGGAUUAUUUUAGAGGAAGAGAAGACAGAGCAAAAGAAAAAAGGAAAAGGUAGGAAAGCUUCUGUGGAGGUCACCGAAGUAGAAAAUACAGAGCCAAAGAAAAAGAAGAGGAAAAAGGGAAUCCCACAGGGAGAGGAAGAGCAGCCAUUAAUCAAAUGUACAGAAAAUGAAGAGGCCGGUGACACAACAAGCAAGAAAAUCCCAAAGAAGAAGAGCGCUGCUGAGGUGACACAGACGGAGAAAGAUGUUGGAGUUGAAACUGGUGCAAAGAAGAAGAAGAAGAAAAAGAAAAAGAUCGAAAAAGAGGCCCCUCAGAAGGAAGUGGUGUUUCUGUCAGAGAAGAAUGGAAACACUGAUGAAAUCAACAACAUCGAGGAGAGAAGACCGGUGCUGCAGAUGGAAAGUGACAAGGCCUCUCAACCUGAAAAACCAGCUCAACCAUCGGGUUUGGGUCAGUGGAGCACCGCACGGUUCGAUAGCUCUGACCAGCAGCAGAAGUUCCUCCGUCUGAUGGGCGGCUUCAAAAAGGGCUUCCAACCUGCUGCGGCGAGCACUGAUGGAGCAAAUAUGGCGAUGGGGCAAGACGCACAGCAGCAGCUGCAAAAAGGGCUUCUGGGAGAGUUUGAGCGUGCUCACACGCGCAGAAUGGACUUCAGUAACAAAGGGGCAGGGCUUGGGUUUUCUGCACCGUCCAAUAAGAAGUUCUCUAUUGACAUCAAUAAAAGUCGAUCGAUUCGCUUUGAUGAUUAAUAUAAGUGUGAUCAAAAGUAAUUUUUUUGCAUGUUUACUUUUAUUUAUGGAUUCAUACUUCGCUGUCUGCUUAAGUCGACUGGAGAACCUUUUAACUUGUGGAGAUGUGAUUAUCAGCCAUUGAACACAAGACAAAAUGCCAUUUGUACAAGCUGUAUAUUAACCAUCCUCUUCCUUGAGGAACUGGACUGUUAUUACAUAUGAGAUAAGAACCACUUUUAGUUUAUUGCAAUGCCAAAUCUCAGUUUACACUGAUGGUGAAAAAUGUCAAUCUUGUAAUUUCAGAUUUUAUAUUUUAGAUAUUCGUCUAAAUUUGACAAAUUAUUUUUAUAAUGGCAAGUGACUACAAUCUGCAGAUGACAUUGAUUUUACCUGUUACAUUAAAUAGUUCAGCAUUUUACUUUCAAAAGGUGACAUGUGUCAAUAUUAAAUCAUGUGUAAGGAGAAAUGCUUGUUUUUGUCGGUUGAGUGGAUGUAUGGAUCUGUUUAUGAACUGAGGAAAUCACUUAGUUUCAUAUUGAGUGCAAAAUAACAUCAAUAAAACCUUUCUGUACAAAAAACUUGCUUUCAUUGUUUCAUUUUAUUCCAGUCCUGCUCAUGACAUCUGCUGUAAAGUGAGGACAGAUUAAAGAAAAAGAAUGUUCCCUCUACGUAAGAGAUACUAUGGAGACAUUUGUCUUUGCUUGUGGGCUCAGAAUGGUUCAGUUUCAAUUAUGUGCUGGAAAAGAAAAAUAUUUUACCAUCAUAUGUUGUUCUUCAGUAUUCAGUGCAUGGGAACUGAGCUUUGUUCCAAGUCACUUUGAACAUUAGGCUCUAAAUACCAUUCACUUUACCUUUAAAACUGUUGUGUGGACAUUAGUCAACUUUUUGUAACUGGAAAAGCUGAGGUUUAUGAAAAAUGGGAC
This is a messenger RNA of Limanda limanda (common dab), 2384 nucleotides long. RefSeq names its product lysine-rich nucleolar protein 1 (gene knop1). The record is from RefSeq and is a predicted model, not a curated record. The transcript has 5 exons. NCBI's taxonomy places the organism in Eukaryota, Metazoa, Chordata, Actinopteri, Pleuronectiformes, Pleuronectidae. The coding region runs from base 22 to 1479 and encodes 485 amino acids.